AGGAUUGGCGGCCUGUCGCAGUCGAUCAAAUUCGAAUAGUCGUUUGACACUUGAGUCAUCAAUCGUUGUCGAUUAAGAAAACAACACGAAUGAACGAUGGUGAUCGCUAUCGGGUUCGAGGGUAGCGCGAACAAAUUAGGCGUGGGUAUAAUUCGGGACCAGCAGGUGCUGUCGAACGUGCGACAUACCUACGUCACUCCACCGGGAGUAGGUUUUUUACCUCGAGAAACAGCGCAGCAUCACAAAGAGCACAUCCUGAACGUGUUGCAGAGAGCCUUGGACGAUGCGAACGUUACUCUGAAAGAUGUAGACAUUAUUUGUUACACGAAGGGGCCAGGGAUGGGAGCGCCCCUGACGGUCGCCGCCCUGGUGGCCAGAACUGUCGCACAGUUGUACGACAAACCUAUAGUCGCUGUCAACCACUGCAUCGGCCAUAUCGAGAUGGGACGCUUGAUCACCGGCAGCGAGAAUCCCACCGUCUUGUACGUCUCGGGCGGAAACACUCAGAUUAUCGCGUACUCCCGGCAGAGGUAUCGCAUUUUUGGCGAGACGAUCGACAUAGCGGUUGGCAACUGCCUGGACAGAUUUGCGAGACUGUUGAAACUGUCGAACGACCCUAGUCCUGGAUACAACAUAGAGCAAUUGGCGAAAAAGGGUAAGAAACUGGCACCACUACCGUACGUUGUCAAAGGGAUGGACGUAUCGUUUUCUGGUAUUUUGAGUCACAUAGAGGAACAUCUGUCCGAAUGGCUCGACACGAAGGCAUUCACUCCCGAGGAUCUAUGUUUCUCCUUGCAAGAGACUGUGUUUGCCAUGCUGAUCGAGAUCACAGAGCGUGCGAUGGCGCACGUGAGAUCGAGCGAGGUGCUGAUCGUAGGCGGUGUAGGGUGCAACGAAAGGCUGCAGGAAAUGAUGGGCAUCAUGUGCAAGGAGAGAAACGCUACUCUCUAUGCAACGGACGAGCGAUUCUGCAUUGACAAUGGCGUGAUGAUCGCAGUCGCUGGAUCGCUGCAAUAUAAAUGCGAGGGCGGCACACCCUGGAUGCAAACCACCUGUGUUCAAAGAUUAUGACACGGCUGAGUCGGUCGACCAGGUCGACGGAAGGGGCCGGACGGAUUCACGGAUGAAGCUGAAGAGGAACACCGUGGACGAGGUGGAGGAGGACGA
Messenger RNA from Ooceraea biroi (clonal raider ant), 1167 nucleotides. RefSeq names its product Probable tRNA N6-adenosine threonylcarbamoyltransferase Tcs3 (gene Tcs3). Gene Ontology annotation, biological process: tRNA threonylcarbamoyladenosine modification. NCBI's taxonomy places the organism in Eukaryota, Metazoa, Arthropoda, Insecta, Hymenoptera, Formicidae. Gene Ontology annotation, cellular component: cytoplasm; EKC/KEOPS complex. The record is from RefSeq and is a predicted model, not a curated record.